GUCAAUUAUUACCUCUCAUAAUGCAUCCGCAAUAUUCAGGUCACCAAUCGGAUUUGGGCAUCUAUCCAUCGUGGCGGCCUUGCUGUCUUAGUCGGACUCUUCAGACGGGACGGCACGCUCUACUAAGUGAGACAUACAUAGGUAUCGUCAAAGUACUGCGCUUUGCUUUUUCUGCACUUUAGUGCACAAUUUCCGACACCAAUCCUUGAAAUUGUGGCUUCGCUUGGCUUCGGAUCUCAAGAGCUUGCGCCAAUCAAUAUAGACAUGACUAUCUACCGAAUUCCGUUGCUUUGGUCGCUCCUCAGUCUCGUCUCCCAUGCUCGAGGGCAAAGUCCGGAAGUAUGGGCCACCUUGAAUGUCUCCGUUGGGGGGCGUCUCCAUACGAACCGACCUUUCGCGUUACCAUGUUACUCGCUAUAUAACGGCAGCGCCGUUACGACUGAUGAGGCGGUUUGCUCCGUCAUCCGCGAGAAUUACACCACCAAUUCGCUUGUCGCAGAAUAUCCUAAUGGUUAUAUGAAUUUGCAGGGUGAAAUGUGUCUUGGGAAUCCGUUGGAUCAAUGCACCUUGAAUAAUGCGCAACUCCCAGCAACGGAACCUUCCCCAGGGGCUUCGUGUAACCAAGGAAGUGUCCCCUCGUACUACAUUGAAGUCGAGGAAGUAGACGACAUUCUCGCCUCUUUUAACUUCACCCGAGAGUACCAAAUUCCGUUGGCCAUCAAGAAUUCCGGCCAUGAUUAUAUGACUAGGAAUAGCCAGAAAGGUUCGGUGGCUCUUUGGGUGCAUAAACUUCAAGGCCUUGCGUAUUACGAUGAUUUUGUGCCCGAAGGAUGUGCGGCGAAAUUUAGCGUUGGUCGUACUAUCACCGCGGGUACUGGGGUUAGCACGAAUGAUAUACACAACUUCGCAUAUAAGCACGGGAGUACUUUUGUUGGUGGUUAUUCACCGACAGUUGCCGCAUCCGGAGGUUGGGUUCUCGGCGGUGGGCACAGCGUAUUAUCACCAGUCUACGGUCUCGGCGUCGAUCGGGUGGUGGAAUUCAAGAUCGUUACACCGGAUGGAAUUGUUAGAGUUGCCAAUCAAUGUCAGCACGAAGAUCUUUUCUGGGCUUUACGAGGAGGAGGCGGUGGGACAUUUGGAGUCGUUCUGGAAGCUACGCACCGAGUCGAGCCCUCAAUGCCUGUCGCAAUCGCCAGUAUUAAGCUGCCGUCCAACGGCACAGCCGAGACUUCAUUAAAGUGGAUCGAAUUAAUGGCGCGGCAAUCCUUAGUCUGGGGUAAGCAGGGAUGGGGAGGGCACGCGGGUGGCACGUAUCUAACUUAUAUGAACCCGACGCCAACUAUCGGUAACUCAACCGAUGGAGGUGCCGCCGCCAAGGACUCUAUGAAAGCUACUACUGAGUUUGCGCUUAGUGUUGGAGGCACCAGCGUUGUAGAAGUCCUACCUAGUUUCCUCGACGUAUGGAAUAAGUAUGUGUUACCUGGGGCUCUGACAUCAGCCGGGAUAACUCGUGUGUUAGCGACAAGACUUAUUCCAAAAACAUUCUUCGAAGACGAUGCUGGAAUUACUAGAUUGGCGGAUUUCAUGGUAGCUGCACAGGAAUUAGGCUUCGAUCCACGGAACUUUUACUGUCCGGCUGAUACCCCCUUUGUCGCGGACGCUGCAGUGCAAUUAAAAUCGGACAAUAACACUAGACCUACGACGUCUGUCCACCCCGCAUGGUAUAAUGCUCUUUGGGACGUUUCUACUAGCCUAGCGAUUCCAUGGGGCGCCUCCUAUGCGGAGCGAUUGCAGAAUAUGACGGCAACGACGAGAGCGACGAUCCUCGCGGAGAAGCUGACCGGUACUAACGGAGGAAGUUACACAAACGAAGCCAACCCUUUCACACCCAAUUGGCGCGAGUCAUGGUGGGGCGACAACUAUGCCGAUCUUCUCGCUAUUAAGAAGAAAUACGAUCCAGAGGGGCUAUUGAAGUGCUGGAAGUGCGUUGGCUUCGAGGAUGAAGACGUGUCUAGUGAAAGAUUCAGCUGCCAAGGAAAACUGCAAUUGGACGUCGACCGCAACAUAGCGGAUACGGCGUAAUAGUCUUUAUUCGAAGCUAAUUUAAUGCCGUAAAGACAAAUUUUUACGAUGUUUUUCUAAGGGUCAAGUGAGUAUUUGGUAUUGGUAUGGGUAUGCAUCGAGUUAAGAC
Molecule: messenger RNA, 2191 nt
Organism: Hypoxylon trugodes
Lineage: Eukaryota; Fungi; Ascomycota; Sordariomycetes; Xylariales; Hypoxylaceae
Product: FAD-binding domain-containing protein
Exons: 1
Coding region: 265-2082 (605 amino acids)
Molecular function (GO): oxidoreductase activity; FAD binding
Source: RefSeq, a predicted model, not a curated record